This is a messenger RNA of Thlaspi arvense, 384 nucleotides long. NCBI's taxonomy places the organism in Eukaryota, Viridiplantae, Streptophyta, Magnoliopsida, Brassicales, Brassicaceae. The record is from the annotation of a GenBank genome assembly.
UUUUUGGUUGUGAAGAUGGCAUCAAAGUUGAUACAAGUUCAAUCAAAGGCAUGUGAAGCUUCGAAAUUUGUGGCUAAGCAUGGAACUUCCUACUACAGACAGCUGCUGGAGAAGAACAAGCAGUACAUCCAGGAGCCAGCCACUGUGGAGAAGUGCCAAGAGCUGUCUAAGCAAUUGCUCUACACCCGUCUUGCUAGCAUCCCCGGACGCUAUGAAACCUUCUGGAAGGAACUAGACUACGCAAAGAACUUGUGGAAGAACAGAGCCGAUCUGAAGGUAGAAGAUGCCGGAAUCGCUGCAUUGUUUGGUCUCGAAUGCUUCGCGUGGUAUUGCGCAGGUGAAAUCACCGGCAGAGGAUUCACCUUCACAGGAUAUUACCCUUGA